This is a messenger RNA of Phaeodactylum tricornutum CCAP 1055/1, 867 nucleotides long. RefSeq lists its product with no specific name. The transcript has a single exon. The record is from RefSeq and is a predicted model, not a curated record. Bases 1 to 867 code for a protein of 288 amino acids. NCBI's taxonomy places the organism in Eukaryota, Bacillariophyta, Bacillariophyceae, Surirellales, Neidiaceae.
AUGAGAGCUGUUGCGUCUAAGAGGUUCCUGCUCGCACAAGUACCGAGAAGUGCUCAUCGUGCUUUGUCUGCGACGACCUAUGCCGGCAAUCGGCUCCUCGCUGGCCGAUCUCAACUUAAUCCGUACACUCCACUGGAGCUGCAACGAAAAGCCUUCAGUACCACAGGAAACACUACGACACACGCUUCUAAUCGAUCCAAACAAGAAACUAUGGAAAGCGUGCACCAAGAAAUGAAAGGCGUCCUUCAGCCCCAGAAAUCUGCAUCUCCCCCAGUCGCAGGAAGCGGCGUUACCGCCCAAAUCUUUGAAAAUCCCAAGCGCAAAGCCCAAUACAACCAAGCACUAUGGAAUGCGGCUGGAUCCUUUUUACUUGUCAUUUUUGCCGCACAAUCGCUCAAAUCGGGCACGCAGCGGCGUAAGGCCGAACAACUUGCCGACGGAUACUGCACGGUGGUUGAAAAGAAACGUAUCCUUUUCCAAUCGCUACUUCAGGAGGACACUUGGAAACCUUUGGCAGCAAGAAUAGCUGCAAACUUGAAUCAAGUCAAUGAUAGUACUGCGACUACAGCACAAGGGAUUGCCGGCCUGUUUGCCACAAGAAAAUCCCCUACAAAAACUCAGGACAAUCUACAACAAUCGGAAGAACGGAUUCUGGCCAUGAUUCUUCAUGAAAUGCAUGUACUAGUACAAGAGGCUGCUCUUUCUGACACCGAAAAGGACGCCCUUGCGGUAGCGGGGCUCCAAAACAAAGCCGACUUUCUCGCCAAGUCGACCGACGAUGACAACACUGAACAACUGUUGCGAGAUUUGCAAGUGUUUGAUAAAGAAGAAGGCAAAGUCGUCAAGAGGCGAGUAUUUAGCAUUUGA